AUGGGUAAACAACAUCCAUGCAUUGCCUGGGUUCCAAUCCUUUGGGAUAUGUUAUUGUCAACAAAAAAUAAAGCCGAGGAUAGUGUUGAAGAGGAUCCUCCUCCUGUCCCUAAUCUUCGUUCGGAUAUCAUCACCAACACACUCCCUAAUCUUCCUGCUUAUAUCAUCACCAACACACUUGACAGAUAUCCUUUUUCGGAAUUCCCUCAAUUGAUUAGAGCAAUUGAGAAGAGUCGUCCUAUCCCUCAUCUUCCUUCUGAUAUCAUCUCCAACAUACUUAGUCGACUUCCAGCUAAGUCCAUCUUCCAGCUCUGGCAGCAAACUAAUCAACAAUGCUUAUUAUAUCAAUUAACCACGGAUCCGUACUUCAUGCGUACCCACCUAGACCGACGCCCAGCUACUCCGACCAUUGUUGCGCAAUCUAGUCCACAAUCCAUUGACAAUAACAUCAAACUUUUCCUUUUUGAUGGUAUUCCAUGUAACGAACAUUGCAAUAAUAUUGAGGAGGUCACAAGCUUGGAUCUUAGAUCAUGGAAUUGCAGGAGACCAAUUUAUAUCUGCGGUUCAUAUGAUGGGUUUCUUUUACUCAGUACGAUCAACGGUUGCCAGAAGCCAAUUUUCUGUAUUUGUAAUCCGAUUACAAAAGAACAAGUCAUUGUGACUUCCCCACCGUGUGUUAUUCCAGACCCUAGGGUAGUGGGGCCGAUCCGUCAAAACCCAGAGACAUGGGUUUGUGGAUUUUACUUCCAUCCAUGCAAAAAGGAGUACGAAGUGAUUUGUGUACGUCUGUUAACUGGUACCAACAUUUGGGUCUAUCAGAUUCUUAAUUUAAGAACGAAGCAGGGACGAAGUGUUGGUAGCUGCUCUUAUCCUCCAUGUAGAAGAAGAUUACCAGUAUUUAUUAACGGAACGUUUUAUUGGAUGGUCAACCGUGGCAUGUAUUGGGUGGAGAACGGUGUUUACCCUAGCCUAACCAACUCUAUAUUGUCAUUCAAUUUAGAAACCGAGGAAUUUAAUACCAUGGAAGUCGUUAAGCCAUCUAAUGAAUCUUCCAUGCAUAGAGACGCAGAUUUUGAACUUUUUGAUUUGGAUGGCGAAUUAGGCCUAUUUGAUCCUUUGUCGUCUACUGACCCUCAAGUGGCGGUCAUAUGGGUGUUUAACUACAAUGCCAAGCGUUGGGAUAAAAAACACUUGAUGACGUCGUCCCCGAUUCGCAAGUACUGGACGUCUUUCAGAGAAAUUGACUACGUUAAGAUGUCGGGCGAAUUCAUUCUACAUCCUUGGCACAGCUUAGAUAAAGAAUGGUAUGUUUACACUCUGCGUUUAGGUACUUGGAAGGUGUUUAACCGGAAGACAUCUGAAAAACAUGGUUACGUAACAACAAUUCAUACUCAUAGUCUUGUCUCUUUGGAUGCUGCGGAUUCAGUCAUACCAAUACAGUGGGAGUAUACGUAA
Messenger RNA from Papaver somniferum (opium poppy), 1455 nucleotides. RefSeq names its product putative F-box protein At5g62660. Lineage: Eukaryota; Viridiplantae; Streptophyta; Magnoliopsida; Ranunculales; Papaveraceae. Gene Ontology annotation, molecular function: protein binding. Bases 1 to 1455 code for a protein of 484 amino acids. The transcript has a single exon. The record is from RefSeq and is a predicted model, not a curated record.